AUGCCCACAAAGGGACAGAGCUGCCUAAGAGGGGCACUAUCGAGCCGAUCGAGCCGCAAGCGGCGCAGGUGCCACCAUGGGGUGGGUCGGCUGCGGACUGCGGGACCGCACACAUCCACCUCGGAGAGCAUCGCCGGCCACCCGACGAUCGUCCACCUUGUCACCGGCGCCGCGCGGACGCCACGAGCCGCCACGCCAAGAUGGCGUAGGGUUCCGCCCAACCCGGCCGGCAGCAAGGCACAUGCGCUCGGAGCCGAGAAAGACGGACAAGGAGGAGGUGCUCCGGCCGCACCAGUGCGCUGGAGGGCAGGACGGCCGGGGCCCGCCAAGCCCGGAUCGGGCCCAAAGGGCCCGGAUCCGAGCCAGCAAGCCCGCGCCGCCAUGAUGCCAACUCCGGCCGCCCGGCAUAACUUGCCGCCGGCCGCCGUCGCCGUUUCCCCAGCGCCGUCGCUGCCAUCCCCAGCCGUCGCCGCCGUCGCUGGCCACCCCUACGGCGCCGCCCGCCGCCGGACUUGGUGGCCGCCCGAGGGCAGCCGCCGCCUCCAAGCACGGGGUCGCCGCCACGCCACGAAGCUUCCACGCCGCCGCCGAGGCAGCCGCGCCGCCGCGCCCCUCGUCGAGCGCGCCGCCCUCACCGGCCGCGUCGGCCCGCGCCAAGGCUUCCGCGCGAGGGGAAAGGAAUCCCCGCCGCCGCCGGCGCCGGGCUUUGCCCAGCGACGCCCUCCGGCGGCGGCGAGGGGAGGGAGGAGCAGGGGGGGCCUGGGCCGGUGGCGGCUAGGGUUCCCUCCCGUCGCCCACGGGAGCGACGAGGGGGGAACGAGGCCUUGCUGUUCCUAUACCCGCUUAUGA
Messenger RNA from Lolium perenne, 849 nucleotides. Lineage: Eukaryota; Viridiplantae; Streptophyta; Magnoliopsida; Poales; Poaceae. The record is from RefSeq and is a predicted model, not a curated record.